GCUGAAUAUGAGGAAACAGGAGUUUCUAGCAGUACUGUGACUAUAUGUCACACUUUUCCCUGGUCCUCUGGUUGUCCUUCUCAUAUGGCAGCAGUGAGGGGAAAAUUUCCGUGCUCGUGGCUGCUGCUGUGGCUCUUUAUCCGGCUGUCAGAGACUGAAAACGUCCGAAUUUCCAUGGAUGAUGAUGUUCUGCUGCCAUAUGCAAAUGGCCAUGGCCCCUCCCAUUCUCAUCGCCAUGUCAGAGACUGUCAACCUGUCGCCCACGGCAAAGUCACCCAUGAGAUCUGGCCUUCCAGUAACCGCAGCGGGCUCCCGGUGGCCCAGUCUUCAGUCCUUGUGACCAGCGUACGGGGCUCGAGCUGGGUGUACGGUCAUAUGACGGUAGUCCACGACCCUUUGAGGACUGUGUCGGUGUUGGAGCCCGGUGGGCCAGGUGGCUGUGGGAUGAAGUACAGGGGAACAGUGGAGGACACAGCCAAAGCUGCGGAGUGUCUAUACGCUCAGAACGCUGGCUUCUUCGACAUGGACACUGGCGAGUGUCUGGGUAACGUGGUGAGCAAUGGCAGGUUGAUGAAGAACAGUGGCGGUGUGCAGAACGCCCAGUUUGGCAUCCGGAGGGAUGGAACGCUGGUGUUUGGGUAUUUAUCAGAAGAAGACGUUGUGGACCAGAUCAACCCAUUUGUCCAGCUGGUCAGCGGUGUGGUGUGGUUGUUGAGAAACAGUGAAGUGUAUAUAAGCCAGAGCCUGGAGGCGGAGUGCAACAAAUCACAGAACACAGGGUCAUUGCAUUAUUUCACAGACGUGAUAUCCGCCAGAACUGCAGUGGGUCACAACGCUGAGGGCGAACUGAUCCUGUUCCACAUCGAUGGGCAGACUGAGCACAGAGGUAUGAGUCUGUGGGAAGUGGCUGAGUUUCUGAAGAGUUACGGCGUGAUCAAUGCCAUUAAUCUGGAUGGAGGCGGGUCUUCUACUUACGUAGUUAAUGGAUCACUGGCCAGCUAUCCUUCUGAUCACUGUAAACCAGACAAUAGGUGGCGCUGUGGCCGGCCUGUCUCCACUAUCCUGUGCAUCCACCAACACGGUUGCCAGCCGGCAGACUGCAGUGGUCACGGCGUCUGUGUGGGUGGUCACUGUCAGUGCCAGAAGGGUUGGCAGGGUCACGCCUGUGACACCCAGAUGUGUCAGACACAGACCUGUGGCCCUCAUGGAAACUGCACCUCCAAUGGCUGCGUGUGUGACGCUGGAUGGAGAGGAGAGAACUGCAGUCGAGAAUGUGACCCGGGUUUCUAUGGUCACGGCUGCAAUCAGACCUGCACCUGUGCCAACGGUGCUUCCUGCAACCCCGUCCAUGGCCAGUGCACAUGCCUGGCUGGUUUCCGCGGAAACUCCUGUGAACAAGUGUGUCCUCUGGGUUUCUACGGUCCAUCUUGUGUCAAGGAGUGUCACUGUGACGACCAGUGCCUGUGUGACCCAGGGACAGGAAGCUGCAACAUCACACUGCGAGGGGAGACCACCCGGACCCUGCAGAGAGCUGGACAUUGUCUUGCAAAACAGAUGUUUAAAUCAUGGAAACAAGGAGAAGCUCACAAAGAUGAACCCUUUCUAUCACAGCGUAUUUGGCUGAUCAUCACUGUCACACUUUUCUCUCUGCUGUCAGUCAGCGUGGCAGUUCACCUGGUGCAGCGGUGUCGGGGGUCAGUUGAGGUUCGCUCUCCUGAACGCCGCAAUUAUGCCUAUGUGCCGCUGGGUGACAUCAGCAGAUCCUCCGCGCACCCCGGACACUCUGCCGAGUCACACUCUGGGAAAGGCGCUUUUGAGUUGGGAGAGUCGGACUCUCAGGAUGAAGUCUAGGAACCGCCGAUCAUGGCGACUCCUAGACUGUAGGGCAUCAGCAGGAAAGCCAUCAGAGGCCUGACGACUGAGUGAAGACUGAAUCUUAAGAUGUUUUCUGCUUUCAGCAACAGAAAUGACACAUUAUUCUUGCCUGCAGAAAUGAAACACAAGACGAGGACAGAGCACAAGUUAUGUUUUGUACUCUGCUGAUAUCAGCAAUGUUUCAGGUACUUUAAGUAAGAAGCUUUUGGCAGCUGAUCAAGUGUUUUGUGAGUUUUCUUAGAGCUGAAGAAUCAAGGCAACAAAUGUAAUAAUGAUAACAAUAAUUCUAUUCAGCUGGUUGUAUAUUGUUGCAUAAUGUGAAUAUUACAUUAUGAAUAGACAGUUGGAUUUCAGAAUUGAAAUUCAGAUCUCAAAACACUUUUUAUGCUAAAAGUGAGAGUUUUAAGAUGGUUUCCCAUUUUGCACAAAGCGCUCUGUGAAUGUAAAACUUAAAGCUGUAUGGGCUUUCAAAUUUCAGAAAACUGUCAAAAUUUAGUUUCUACUGAAAUCUAAGCAUUUGUUUAUUUUUGUAAGAUGUUGCAGAAUUAGAUUUUAUUCUAAUGACGAGAAGAUAUUUAUCUUGGUGGGGGGGGGAUUCCAUUUUCCUUCUGGUGCCUCCUACAGGAGGAAGUGUGUCUGAGCAUGCCUGAGGUUUUGAGAAGACCUGUAACCUGACCCACUUGCGUCAUACUUGUUCCCAGGUCAUGCACGCUAAGAUCCAUAGGAAAAAGUCCCUUCAGUUGCUCCCUUGUUUUCACUCGGGGUCGCCACAGCAAAUCCGAGGUGGAUGUGCAUGUUGAAUUGGCACAAAUUUGAUGCAGGAUGCCCUUCCCGAUGCAACUCCACAUUAUGUGGAGAAAUAUGGCAGCGUCGGGGUUUGAACUGGGAACCUUACACACUCACUUGGCCACAACCUCUACCACGUUGAGAUCCAUAAGAAAUCUUGUAGAUCACAUUAUUAGUGUAUCUUGGUUUCAAAAAGAGUUUUUAUAUUUAGAAGUGUUUAUUUUAACUUUUUACAAAAUAUUACAGAAACAGAUUUAUACAGAAAUAAGCUCUUUUGGAGCAUUUCCCACCAUCUUGGUGUAUUUUCUUCGAGCGAACAGUCAGCUGGCAUCGCCCUGCCUUUCUUGAGUCUGAUUGGCAGUUACUAUGUUUCUUCCCAGCAUCCUCGGGCAGAUCGGGGGAAGCCCCCACGUGAUCUAUGAUGUCGCUACCAAAUGUUGGUCAUGUAGUCUGACUGCUUGAAUUUGUCCCCAUCAGGGGUUGAAAUUGUAAAUUGUUUCCAGACAGUGUGAAUUUUGCUAUUAUUGGUAAUAUCAUAUUACAGAUCCCUUAUUUAAAUAAGGAAUAAAAUUACAGUGGUGCCAAAGAAAUUUUUUUUAUGACUUAAAUAAAAAAAAACAUCUGGAGGUUGUACAGCUUUAACCCCCUACCACACGCCUCAUUUUGGCUUGUCAGUAUCUCAAUUAAAAAGUGAAAUUUCCUAUCGAUGAGAUAUACAGGCUUAGAAGGGGUUAAAUUAAGUGCUGUGACUCCUGUCAAGGAUGGGAUCCCAGCUGGAUCUGAGCUUUGUGAUGUUAUAAGAAUAGGAUGCUAAAGAGGCCAGAGUAAUUAAAGGGCCACGUUGUGACCAAAAGAAAAAAAAAAAAAA
Thalassophryne amazonica is the source of this 3529-nucleotide messenger RNA. RefSeq names its product N-acetylglucosamine-1-phosphodiester alpha-N-acetylglucosaminidase (gene nagpa). The transcript is spliced from 12 exons. The coding region runs from base 85 to 1851 and encodes 588 amino acids. NCBI's taxonomy places the organism in Eukaryota, Metazoa, Chordata, Actinopteri, Batrachoidiformes, Batrachoididae. The record is from RefSeq and is a predicted model, not a curated record.